AUGCCAGACAAAAAUGAGGAUGCCGAGAACCCGGAAAUCAAAAAUAAGAAGAAAGAAAAGGUUAGUUUGUGCUAAUUAAUGGCAAACAGAUUUUUCAGAGCUGUUGUGAAUCUUGGAAGCCGGUUUUAUAAAAAUUUUUGUCAUAUUUUAUGUUAUAGUAGACACCUUAUUUUUGGUCGUGUUAAACUCAAAUAAAAUAAUUUUUUUAGCUUUUCCGACUUGAUCCAGCCUUCCCGGUCACCGCCAUGUCCACAUUUUUGACGUGCGGCAUCACUCAGAUGUUUAUUUAUGGAAUUACGGGCAGAGCGAGAUUAGCUGCGUAAGUAUAACGUAAUUUUUAGCCGAAAAGGCUAAUAAAAAGGUCUUUUCUGAUGUCUAAAACGAAUAUUGCUGUAGAUUAUGCUCUAUAAUAACAUUUCCCAUCUCCUUUACCAUGGGAAUAAUGGAUGCGGAACAGGAUUUCAUCAAAUGGAAAAAGACGAAAGCCCUCCGGGAAAAGGGAAUCGACCCACGUUUCAUGCCUUACAAAGUCAAAUACGACUGGACCAACUACGAAGACAAGAUGUACAUCAGUCCCGAGAGGGUCAAGCUUGAUGAUUGA
This is a messenger RNA of Bursaphelenchus xylophilus (pine wood nematode), 601 nucleotides long. Lineage: Eukaryota; Metazoa; Nematoda; Chromadorea; Rhabditida; Aphelenchoididae. The record is from the annotation of a GenBank genome assembly.